AUGCAGCCGGCCGCUAUGUUUCCAUUUGGAGGCCUCCUCCUCCUCCUCCUCCUCCUUCAAACAUCCUCCUCCUCCUCCUCUCCUUCGCUUUUCCCUUGUGUUUCCUCUUCCAAGUCAUCUCCUCUCAGUCCGUCUCGCGACCUCUUAGGCUUCGCCAUCAUGCCCAAUGCUGGUGAUCGCAAGGACUGUCGUGGUCGAGGUCAAUCUGCGUGUGGGGGAAGAGCAGGACUCAUUCGAGCAGCUCGAAGGACAGCAUACCGUGAUGAACUCGGAUUUGCUGUCCCAGGUGUGGCCCAGAGGUGUUUGAUCGCUCGCAGGGCUACCAACUUGAAGGAAGGAGAUCGCCAAACGCUCGCUGACCUGGAGCGGAAGAUCGGGAGGGAGGUGCAGUCAGACGGAAAGCAUGAGGACCAGCUUGAUUAUCUUGAGGAGCUUUGUACAAGCAAUGUGGCCAUGAAUCCCUGGAAUGAACUGUUCCGCAACCUCGCUAAGAACGAAGAAUUCAUCUCGGAGUAUUGGUCUAAGAAGCCCUUCAAGUUCGAUGCGGUGAUCCCUUUUGCAAAAGAAUGCUUCAGCAUGAGCGAUCUUGAGACACAGUGCACAGACAGUUUCUAUCCAGCAACGUAUGCCGGGACGGCUGUCCUGACAUUGGAGAAUGGCGGGUGGAUGAUGUCGAAGUUUGGACCGGAGAUGAACGAUGCAAACAACAUGGCGCCCUUGGACUUCGACAGUAUCAAGGAGCAGAUGCAGAAGGAGUCCCUCAAGCCUUCCUCCGCACCUCUGCAUACGGACAAGCAAGACGUGAUUGCGAUCCAAGCACAGGGUAGCAAGAGGUGGAGGAUAUACAUGCCUCCUCAUCCCGCAAACAAAGUGAUGCAAGAUCCUUUCACGCGCGGAAAGGGAAAUGACGUCUUGACGUUCGAAGAGCUCGAGGAGCCGCUCCUUGAUGUCGUCCUAGAGCCAGGGCAGAUGCUCUAUGUCCCAGCUGGAUACCCGCACGUGACCGACACUGUCAACGGAGUGAAGACGAAGGAGGAGUCCAUCCACCUCACGCUGGGCGUUGACACGCACGUCUGGGAUCUGAACUUCGCGUGCAUGCGCGCGUCUGCUCUGUCGAGAAAGAAGCUCCCAGUGCUGAUCGAAGGAAGUUUUGACGUCAACAAGCUGGAACGUGACCAGUGGCUCUCGCUCCAUGCUCCUCUUCCUCUUGGCUUCUCGUCCCUUCCCAUCCUGUCCCUCACGGAUGGCUCGAAAGAAGGUAAGGGAUGA
This is a messenger RNA of Guillardia theta CCMP2712, 1269 nucleotides long. RefSeq lists its product as hypothetical. The record is from RefSeq and is a predicted model, not a curated record. NCBI's taxonomy places the organism in Eukaryota, Cryptophyceae, Pyrenomonadales, Geminigeraceae. The coding region runs from base 1 to 1269 and encodes 422 amino acids. Gene Ontology annotation, cellular component: nucleolus. Gene Ontology annotation, molecular function: histone H3K36 demethylase activity; histone H3K4 demethylase activity. The transcript has 9 exons.